AUCAACAGAACACUACAGCAACUAGCCAACUUUCAUAUAUCAAUUAUCAAACAUACAACAAUGUCAUCAAUCUUCUGCAAUCAACCAAAAGACUUUGGAUUCCCAAUUGAAUUCCUAAUUGAAGAGGCUGCACCAAAGAAACACAUCAAUUCUACUCUCUCAACCCACAAACCACAUCUUGAUCUGUUAGAAUACGAGAACUCAUAUGAGGCUAGACUGAACCUGGCAGGAUACAAGAAAGAGGAGUUGGAUAUCUCAAUACACUCCCACAAGAUCACUGUAAAAGCAACUCAUCCAACUGAAGAAAACCAAGACAACAAAUUUAGCUACUUGAUUAAUGAGUGCAGGUCAUCUCCAACUGUUAGUCGGACAUGGAAGAUCCCAGAACAUGUCACAGAAGAUAACGUUCACGCCUCUUACACCGAUGGAUUGCUCACUUUGAGAUAUUCAAGACAUGCACCAGAAUCUGAACCAAAGAGAAUCAACAUUAAUUAAACUAGAAAUUUGUAUGAGUAUAUUUAUUGUUAUUAGUGAGUUUUAUUCGGUUGUGUUUGUGUUAAUAAAUGGACAGGUAGAGAUGUCUGAAACACGCUUUCUAGGUCGAUUAGGAAUUUGAAUCUGAAAACAGCAAAUACAACAAGUUGAUGCAUAUCUACAUUAUAAUCAGCUCAGCUAUACACUCCUUCACAGUACAUCACUUAGAACUUUUAGCAAGUAUUUGCACGCUUGUAUGUUUCUUUUUUUGGAUUGCUUUAUGUGGUAAGAUUUUCCACCAUCAGUUGUCUCAAUUGUUGGUUCCACAUGAUGAUAUUAGUAAUUAAGUUAUCAUACAAUAUAGGGAUUCGCAUUCGACUAUUUCAUGGAUUAUGAUGAAAAUAUAUACAGUUUUAUU
Messenger RNA from Wallemia mellicola CBS 633.66, 892 nucleotides. Its product is annotated as HSP20-like chaperone. The coding region runs from base 61 to 495 and encodes 144 amino acids. Gene Ontology annotation, biological process: protein complex oligomerization; response to hydrogen peroxide; protein folding. The record is from RefSeq and is a predicted model, not a curated record. NCBI's taxonomy places the organism in Eukaryota, Fungi, Basidiomycota, Wallemiomycetes, Wallemiales, Wallemiaceae. The transcript is spliced from 2 exons.